UAGCUACUUGCCAUUGAUUUUUUAUUUUAGAUGAUUCGAUGCCUCGGUCUUGAUUUUGGGAUUUUGGGGCCUACGAUACUAGGCCUACCGCCUACUAUAGAAGGAGUAUGGCUGAAAAUUUAAUGAAAGUUCCAGUGAAAGGAAUAUUAAAAAAUUCUACUAGUUUUGAAGGAUCUUCCUCUACUAAAGGGUCUGCCAACAGAGGUGCAAAAUGGGAUGAAAUGAAUAUUUUAGCUACACAUCAUCCACCUGAUAAAGAUUAUGGUCACAUGAAGAUUGAAGAGCCAAAAACACCAUUUAGUUAUCAUGGAGAAGAUUCUGGGGAUGAGGGAGAUAAUCAUGAAAUAGAUAGUAAACUUCUAACUGAAAGAUUGUUGGCUGAUAAAGAGAAACUUGAAAUUCAAAAUGAAACUGUUGUAUCUGAUGAUGAGGGAGAGGAGGAAGAUGAAGAAACUCCAAAUGAUAAAGCUAAAAGGAGAUCUUUUGAACACAAACGUAAAUCACAUUAUAAUGAAUUCAUGGCUGUGAAAUUAGCUAGACAGCUUAUGCAAAAGGAUGAAGAAGAAGUUGAAAACAAUGAAGAAGACAGACUACCUGAAAAGGACUCUUGUGUCGAAGUGGAGGAAACUGAAGUUGAUGAUGUAGAAGCUUACAAUGCAGGUAUGGACAUAAUUGAUCAAUCACAGAGUUCCAGUUGAAUGCACAUGAGAAAAACUGGGGCUACAUGAUUCAUUUGCAGCAAUUUUGCCCAUCAACCUAAUUGAAUUUUAUUUCUUAUUGGUAAUUUUGUCAAUUUUUUAAAGAAUUAUCUAAGGAUUGUACCAAAAAUAUUCAGUAUUAGGAAGGCUUUGUUUGCUAGAAAUCUAGAAUACCUUCAUACCAUCAGUUAAGAUUUCACUUAAAUGUUUCAGAUGCUUCAAGUUCAAAUUCAACACAUUUGAACCUCAUAUUUGUUCUAACUUGUGGUUUGUCUUUAUUACAAUUGAAUCUUAAUCA
Daphnia pulicaria is the source of this 996-nucleotide messenger RNA. Its product is annotated as protein phosphatase inhibitor 2-like. Lineage: Eukaryota; Metazoa; Arthropoda; Branchiopoda; Diplostraca; Daphniidae. Gene Ontology annotation, biological process: regulation of signal transduction. The transcript has 6 exons. Gene Ontology annotation, molecular function: protein phosphatase inhibitor activity. The coding region runs from base 108 to 698 and encodes 196 amino acids. The record is from RefSeq and is a predicted model, not a curated record.